This is a messenger RNA of Bacillus rossius redtenbacheri, 4957 nucleotides long. RefSeq lists its product as uncharacterized. Lineage: Eukaryota; Metazoa; Arthropoda; Insecta; Phasmatodea; Bacillidae. The transcript is spliced from 2 exons. Gene Ontology annotation, biological process: DNA replication. Bases 863 to 2002 code for a protein of 379 amino acids. The record is from RefSeq and is a predicted model, not a curated record. Gene Ontology annotation, molecular function: nucleotide binding; DNA-directed DNA polymerase activity; DNA binding.
UAUAAUAGUUUAAUUCAUAUUAAGUUAUUAGCUUUAAAAUAUCUUAAAUAAUGUAGCCUACGCUCCGCACUAGCAGAGCGUACACAUAGUGAAAUAUGUUCUGUUUGUGUAUGUUUAGUAAGUAAGGUGUUCUAAUUUUCUUUUAGUUUAGGUGCUACUGGAGGCGGAGUGGGUGGCCCGGUGUGGCCAGCCACCACGAGGGGCGCUUGCGUCCCUGGUCAGAAGAUCCAGAACUGCAGAACAACAAACAAUGCGGACAUUUAAGUCCAAGCGCCCAAACCCCGCAUGGUAGACUCUUUCUGCUCUGGCCAACUCUUCUUUCUGAACCAUCCUUCUUUCUCCCGUAUUGAACCUGCCUGAAAUUAAUGCAUGAAAUUUGGCAUCCCGCAUGAAAGUGCCCAGGGUUUUCCCUGUGUCUAUGCAGGUUUUACCUGGGCCCAACUUAUCUAGUAGUUUAGAGUUAAGAGUGAGGGGAGUUAGGCAUGGCGCCAAUCGCUGCCAUGGCUGGCCAAUCCCCUCCUAGCACACGAUGAAUGCGACCCUCUCCCUGCAUGGCUAAUCCCAGCAUGACUAAGGCGUAUAGGCUUCGGCCUGAGACGCACUUAGGUCCCUCCCUAACCCGGACCCCUCCCAAAUACACUUAGUUUUAGUUAGGUUAGGGGAAAAAAAAAAAAAUCGGAGCUUCAGUGUGUUCUUAGAGUUUGAGUGAGUUAGUUCGUGUGUGAGUUUCGCUUCUACCACGAUUCCUACCGCCAACGCUACAUCAUCUUCUGCAGCUCCACUUCAUCGUUUUCUGAGUUCUCCGUACGUCUAGCUUCCUUCGCAUGUUCUGUUCGUUGAGACAAGACUACCGAUUGCUGUGAUGGCAUCUACCGCGCAGAAAUGUCGUUUCUGCCCUGCUACCUUCACGGCAGGCAACAGCCGCUACCAUCACGAACGUCAGUGUGCUGACAACAUGCAGCGUGACUUACAGCAGUGUCAUCUGUGUGGCAAGAUGGUCGCACGCAGCGACAAGAUGCAGCAGCACCUGUCAACAUGUGCUGGAGCUGUCGCCACGACAUCAGGCAUGCGGUGCAGUUUAUGCUAUAAGGUCUUCGCCCGUGCUGAUUUUGCUAGACGUCAUGAGAAGUCGGCUUGUGGCCUCAACCCAAACCGCAUAGCACAUACCUGCGACAACUGUGCCAAGGAGUUUGCCAGGGCUGACAAAUUGAAAGCCCACAUCAAGAUGUUAAAGGGGCCUGCUCCGCCUCCAACAAAGAAGCAGAGGAUGGUAGCAGUUAAGCCAGCAGUACUGCCUAAACCAUCGACCAGCCGAACAAAGGUGGUGACCGGCAUGGGUUUGGCCAAUACCCACGGCUUCAUCACCGCCGAAGUGGGAUUCAAGGGCAACUUGAAGACUUACAUUGCUGUAAAUACGUCAAGUUCUGCCAAGGACAUUUGUACGUACCUGAACUCCAUCAAGGACAAAAUAAUAAACCAACUUGUGGAGAAGAUUGAAGAGAACGGACCACUGAAGUUUAAUAACGUGCUCGAGUGCGACUACGAAAAACCAGUAGAUACCAGUGAAGACAAGAGGGCCUUCAAAACCAUGAAUGCCCCCCUCUAUGCAGUUCAUGAGGUGGAGAAGGUAGUUACCGAGUCCAUCUCUAAGAUCUGCAAGGAGGAGGAAGACUACAUGGGGAAGGGGUCCGGAUGGACUUUGUCGGCCGUUAAGCGACUUCAACUCCGAAUAAACAAUCUAGAUCCACUCUGUGACAGCUCCUACAUCGAGCUACCUGCAUGCAUCGUAACAAAACAUGCGGUGAUCAAUCCACAGAACUUCGAAGACCACAUGUGCUUUAAGUGGUCGAUUCUUGUGAAGUACGUGGAAGGUGUGCAUCCUGAACGUGUCAACCAGCGUUACCAUGACUUGGAAGAGAAAUUCAACUUCAACAACAUCGAGUUUCCUACUCCAAUCAAACAAAUACCACUGUUCGAAAAACAACCCUGGAGUCUCAAUUAACAUCUACAGUAUCGAUGAGAACCAGAACAUUGUACCUGCACGAGUCGCUCCUGAAGAAAAAGAACAUCAUUUCGAUCUUCUGCUCUUGGUUAAUGACAAUUCGUCCCAUUUCACCUACAUAACUAAUUUUUCAGCAUUGAUUCGGUCCCAACUCACUACUCAUCAUGACGCUAUCCACAUUUGUAAAAGAUACUUCAAGCAUUAUGAUGAUCAGGAAAGGGUUAGUGGGCUCACUGGUCUUCAGUGUUUGGCAAAACACAGUGAGCUCUGCAAACAGCAUGCUGCUGUUAGGAUGGAGAUGCCAUCGCCCGAUCAAAAUGGCUUGCCUCCUGUUCUGAAGUUCAAAACUUCCAUCAUGCUGAUAAGAUGCCCAUCGUGGUAUAUUGCGACUUUGAAGCUAUUUUAGAGAAAAUCCAUGCGUGUCACCCGAAUCCUGAUGAGUCAUACAUGCUGCAGUACCAAAAGCAUAAAGCGUACAGCUACUGCAUUUAUGUGAAAGCAGAUAAUACAGUCAUUCCAUCACACAUCACUUCUGCACUUCCUUCACAGCCUGAAGUAUACAGGGGGUGUGAUGCAGAAGAUAAAUUCAUAUCCCGCAUUGUGGAGAUUGGACAUGACGUACAGAAAAUAUUUUCUACAUCUGUUACUAUGACUCCACUCACACAUGCACAAAACACUGCUUUUCUGCAAGCAAGGUGUUGUUGCUACUGUGGGGGAAGGUUUGGAGGGGCUGUAAAGAAAGUUCGUGACCACAAUCACUUCACCGGCGAAUUUAUUGGGCCUGCAUGUAAUGACUGCAACCUUCUCAGGCGCAGACCAAAAAAGAUUAUUGUGUUCUUCCACAACCUGGCAUACAAUCAGAACUUCAUUAUCAGGAAGUUGGGGUAUGAUAGUAAAGACAUCUUCAUCAUUCCGAAUUCAGAGGAGAAGCUGAUAACUUUUUCCAAGAAGUUACAUGAUAAGUUCAGCAUUCAGUUUGUCGAUACGUUCCGUUUUAUGAGUCGGGGUCUCGCUUCGCUCGCCGAGUUCUUGCCUGCAAACAAGUUUAUAAGUACUGCUGAGUUUUUCGCCCCUGAUGAAUUGGGGUUGGUUACCCGCAAGGGAGUAUUCCCAUACGACUUCGUUGAUUCUUUUGCUCUGCUGGAUGAUUCUUGUCUUCCACCCAUCGAUGAUUUUUACAAUAUGCUUACUGAUUCUGGGAUUUCUGAGGCGGAUUACGCUCACGCACAAAAUGUCUGGGACAAGUUUCAGUGUGCUACUUUGGGGGAGUACGCUGACUUGUACCUGAAGACGGAUGUCCUGAUUUUGGCGGACGUAUUUGAGAAUUUUCGCAGUCUUUGCUUGGAAACAUAUAGUUUAGAUCCGUCUCACUACAUUUAUUGUCCUGGGUUCGCUUUCGACGCGAUGGUUCGAACCACAGGUGUACAGCUAGAGCUACUUACAGAUUACGACAUGUAUAUGAUUGUGGAGGCUGGUAUUCGCGGUGGUGUAGCGCAAAGCAUUAAACCUCAUUGCGUAGCCAAUAACGCCUACAUACCAGAAACACACGUUGCUUCCAAGCCAUCCACAUUCCUGGAGUACAUUGAUGGAAACAACUUGUACGGGUGGGCGAUGUCUCUGCCACUCCCCAUUCGUCAUUUCCAAUGGACAGACACAUCAAUUGAUGUCAUGUCUAUUCCGGAAAACUCCCCCACAGGCUACAUUAUCGAGUGUGAUGUGGAGUACCCUCUCUAACUCCACAAAAGUCACAAAGACCUGCCAUUUCUUCCCGUGAAUCAGUGUCCGUCCGGCUCAAAGCAAUCAAAGCUGAUGACAACGCUGGAAAAUAAAUAUCACUACAUCGUUCACUAUAAAAACCUACAGCAGGCAGUAUCGAAUGGUCUAAAAAUCAUAAGAAUCCAUAAAGUUCUUAAGUUUAAGCAGUCGGCAUGGUUGGAGCCCUAUAUUUGGUUGAACACCAACAACCGCAAAGCAGCAGCCAAUGUGUUCGAGAAGGAGUUCUUCAAUCUCGCUGUGAACUCGACAUUUGGCAAACUAAUGGAGAACAAGAGACGGAGGCUCAAAAUGGAGUUGGUGUGCUCCGAGAAGCGUUUUAAGAAGUUGGUGUGUCGUCCGUCCUUCAAGGACCGCAUGAUGUAUGAGACAAACUUGUCUCUUGUCCACCUGAACCAUGAGACUAUCAUUUUCGACAAGCCGAUCUAUGCCGGACUCGCAGUACUUGAUCUAUCAAAAACACUCAUGUACGACUUCCACGUUAAUACUAUGAAACCAAAAUAUCAGGAAAAUAUACAUCUGGCAUAUAUUGAUACAGACAGCUUUGUGUAUGAGAUUCAAACACAGGACUUCUACCAUUAUCUAAGAGCCGACCCUAAGUUCAUGUCUGAAUUCGACACCAGCUGCUACCCUCCUGACCACCCAUCCUUCUCCCCCAUCAACAAGAAAGUUGUUGGCAAAUUCAAAGAUGAAUGUGGGGGAGAAGUAAUGAGCGAAUUUGUCAGUCUGCGGGCCAAACUCUAUGCAUACAGGCGCGGUGGCAAGGUUGAGAAGAAGGCUAAGGGCAUCCAGCAUUGUGUGGUCAAAAUCCACAUCACAUUCGGUGAUUACCUGGAUGCCCUGCAAGACCACCGCACAAGGAGGGCAGGUGUUAGAGCCAUACGGUCGAGAAAGCAUGUGCUGUACAGCGAAUACAGCAAUAAGCUAGCCAUAACGUGGGAGGAUGACAAACGUUUAAUCUGUGAAGAUGGCAUCCGCAUGGUGCCCCAUGGCUAUAUCGGAGGCGACGAAUAAUUUUUUUUUUGUAAAUAGUUUAUGUUGUAAAUAGUUUGAUAGUUUGGUUUCUGUUUCCAUUCGUCGUAUAGUUUCCAUUUUUUGUGUUAUAGUUUUCAUUUUGUUGUAUAGUUUCCAUUUUUGGUGUAUAGUUUCCAUUUUUUGUCUAUAGUUUCUGUUUUUUUAAUA